UUUCAAUGUUACGUUAUUGGCAAAGGAAAAGCUUUGAUUACAAGUGAAAAACAAACAAGUGGUGCUAGGAUCAAGGUUUGUGAUGGCAAAGCUGAUUACGAUUAAUGCAUUAUCACAGUCACUUCCACUGAGGAAAAAAGAGAAAUCAACAGAGCCAAAAGUUAAAGGGAAAAGAAACCCAAAUGCUCCAAAUCACCCUCCUACUGCUUUGUUUGUGUUCAUGGAUGAGUUUAGGCAAACAUUCAAGGCUGUUAAUCCUGACUGGAAGAGGGUCUCCACAAUAGUGCUGAAUUCAGUUGUUCCUAAUAACAAUCUCCUUUUGCCCCUUUAUCCCUUUAGUUUUAUCUAAUAGCC
Molecule: messenger RNA, 354 nt
Organism: Capsicum annuum
Lineage: Eukaryota; Viridiplantae; Streptophyta; Magnoliopsida; Solanales; Solanaceae
Product: HMG1/2-like protein
Exons: 3
Coding region: 83-349 (88 amino acids)
Source: RefSeq, a predicted model, not a curated record